AGCAAGGGUGGCAAGGGACUCGGCAAAGGAGGCGCCAAGCGUCACCGUAAAGUUCUCCGUGAUAACAUCCAGGGCAUCACCAAACCCGCCAUCCGCCGUCUGGCUCGCCGUGGCGGAGUGAAGCGUAUCUCCGGUCUGAUCUACGAGGAGACCCGUGGAGUGCUCAAGGUGUUUUUGGAGAACGUCAUCCGCGACGCCGUCACCUACACUGAGCACGCCAAGAGGAAGACUGUGACCGCCAUGGAUGUGGUGUACGCUCUGAAGAGGCAGGGCCGCACUCUGUACGGCUUCGGCGGUUAAACUCAUUCACCCUGAUCCAUCAAACGGCUCUUUUAAGAGCCACACACUUCACUGUAAGAGCUUUGUUCUGCGGUGUUUUGUCUUGCUUUGGAGAAAAGUUCUGGAAGUAGUUCAACACGUGACAGGAUCUUCCCCACGAGAUUCAGAGGUAGAGUA
Oreochromis aureus is the source of this 456-nucleotide messenger RNA. Its product is annotated as histone H4-like. The transcript has a single exon. Gene Ontology annotation, cellular component: nucleosome. NCBI's taxonomy places the organism in Eukaryota, Metazoa, Chordata, Actinopteri, Cichliformes, Cichlidae. The record is from RefSeq and is a predicted model, not a curated record. Gene Ontology annotation, biological process: nucleosome assembly. Gene Ontology annotation, molecular function: DNA binding; protein heterodimerization activity; structural constituent of chromatin. The annotation marks the transcript as partial.